Messenger RNA from Sphaeroforma arctica JP610, 200 nucleotides. RefSeq lists its product as hypothetical. The transcript is spliced from 2 exons. The annotation marks the transcript as partial. The record is from RefSeq and is a predicted model, not a curated record. Gene Ontology annotation, cellular component: cytosol; cis-Golgi network membrane; TRAPP complex. Gene Ontology annotation, biological process: endoplasmic reticulum to Golgi vesicle-mediated transport; intra-Golgi vesicle-mediated transport. NCBI's taxonomy places the organism in Eukaryota, Ichthyosporea, Ichthyophonida.
GGGGUACAAUAUAGGCAUCAGGUUAGUAGAAGACUUUCUGGCACGCUCUGGUGUCGCACGAUGUGUAGACUUCCGAGAAACGGCCGAUGUUGUGUCAAAGCUGGGAUUCAAGCAAUUUCUCGGGAUACAACCCGCCAUUACCAAUUGGAGUAACGAUGGCAAGACCUUCUCACUAAUCUUCGACGUGAAUCCGCUGUGUG